Molecule: messenger RNA, 4607 nt
Organism: Panonychus citri (citrus red mite)
Lineage: Eukaryota; Metazoa; Arthropoda; Arachnida; Trombidiformes; Tetranychidae
Cellular component (GO): extracellular region
Molecular function (GO): chitin binding
Source: RefSeq, a predicted model, not a curated record
GCGAAAGAGGAGAAACAGAAAUGGCUUAUCGAAUCGAAAAGUUCCAAACAAGUUCGAAGACGAAAAGGAAAGAGAGAGAGAGAGAGAGAGAGAGAGAGAGAGAGAUGAGAUGAGUGAGAUAAUUAUGUUUACUUUUCAUUUCGGUUGCAAGAAAUUAAAUCAACUUCAUUUCGAGUUUAAAUAAACACCGAUUGUGUAUCUUUCCAUUAACAGCAAUAUAAUCAAAUGUGAACAAUUAACUUUCGUUUAAUAUCAUAUGUAACUGUUGAUUUUGUCAACACAAUUUCACCAAUGAUAAUCUGUCAACAAUUAUAUUGAUCAAGUGUCACCUCCAAUUUGGACAAUUAGGAGUUAAUUUAGUAAAUUAUUACAAUUGUUUCUUCAUUUUUUCUUAUUGACCAUAAUUAACAUUUGAUCAACAAUUAACUCAAAGGAAUACAAAGUUUCAUCAAUGGACAUUUGAAUCUAUUAAUUGUUGCAUUUUUGUUAUAAGAAAAAUUAAUUUCGUUUCAACAAUUUAAAUUGUUCCUUUGGAUUGACAAUCAUGACAAUCAACACUUUAUAUCUGAUACUCACGAUCUGUUUUAGUGUUUUUCAUGGUUACAAUGGACUACAAUUUGGUAAUAGAUUGGAGCCAAUAUAUAAAUCUAUUAAAUCACCAGCAAUAAUUGCCAAAAAAAGUAAAUAUGAGAAUCAAGAGCCAUCUCAUUAUCAACACAUGACAAGUAGUAAAUCAAUUCACUUUCCCGCCAAUGUGUUUGGAUCCAUUUUGAAUUCACCUUCAUCGGCAAUAUCAGCGUUGUCUUCACAAAUUGAUUCAUCAAGUCCAGUUUCACUGACCAUUGCAAUGAAAUUACAGCCCAAGAAACGUUAUCGUAAAUUUAAAUUGCCUGAGGCUGAUUUGUCACCAGAUGAAAGCGUUAAUCCAAUAGUAUUGAAAAGUGAUCAGGUUAAUAGUGCUGUUGGUUUAUUGCUAAAGCGAACUGGUCACCUUAAUAAUGAGAUAUCGGCUGUCAGGUCAACUCGAAAGCCAAAGUACCGAGUAAGCAAGAUUACAGUUCCUGGUAAUCAUCAAAAAACUAGGCCACAAUCAGCGUUGGCAAAGUUUGAGAUAAAACGGCAAAAGACUGGCCUCCAGUCCAAACCAGUGGAGCAAAUUUUAUUUCCUAUUCAAUUGUCCAGUGAAAGGUCAAGAGGAUCCGACGUUUUCCCUUCAAAUCGGAAACGGAAAGUUAAAUUUGCCAAGCAGAAUUUCAGUCUAGUUGGUUCAUUAAUAACAGCUCCACCUUCAGAUAAAUCAAAACUGACCAUUCCAAAGCCUAUGAGUGACUGGUCAGAUCGUCGUAUAAUUAGUUCGUAUCGUCCUAAAGUGACCACACCAAGGACUGUUACUAAAUCUAAACCGAUAGUUGAUGAGAUGACAAGUCCAUCAAAGAAAAGUGAGUCAACUCUACAUUCGGGUAAAAUAAUAAUCUCACCAACAACACCAAAUCCUCCGUUCGAGGUGACGAAUAAACCGAAAAUGUCCAAUAGUCAGAAACAGAUCGGUAAAGAUCAACAAUCACCUUCAGUAAAUAUUGCUCGUAAUCUUGGUAACCAUGGAGCAGUUUUAUUGGCUUCCGGUCAAUUAAGUCACACUAACAAGUCAAAGAUCACCAGAGUUCCACUUGAACCGUUAGAUUAUGAAACGGAAUUGGAUAAAAGUCAUUCGGAGAAUCUAAUGGAAAGGACUAAGCAACUUGGUCCAUAUGAGUUAUCACCGUUUUCGGCCAUUGAAACGUCGGGUAACGAAAAUAUCGAUAGAGUUGACAGAGCACAAGAACCAGUGACCUCGCCACCAUCGCAAUUUACACGAUCACCAUUAAAUCAAAUUUCUUCGAGUGUUAAACCCAAUUCAAAGUUCGGUUACGCCGAAGAGAUUUUAUCCACUCCGCCGACAACCUCCAAUUAUGAUUAUAAACGAAAUCGUGGAUCACAAUCUAAUGCUGAAUCGUCGAUUCGGUCUAUUGCUAAUGCUAUUGAUUCUCGACGAAAUAAUAUAAUUAAAUACGAUUAUGGACAUUUCGGUGAGCGAAUGGUUCCUCUUAGACAAUCUGAUUCAAGUUUCGCAGCGACGACACCGACUACAAGCACAACCACAACAACUACACCGAAACCGUCAGUGGUUAUUGCGACUAAUCAACCAGUUGAACCAUCAAAUGUUUACUUUGAUUCAAAUCCAACACCAAGUUCAAAUGAAAUGACUGAUUCCGAACUUGAAACAGUUCGAGAAAAUGAUAUCGACGCUCAAGAGACAACAACCACAGCUGAUCCAUUGAUUGAAGGAAAUUUGGUUAUCGGAAGUACAGUUACUCCCUGGUCAUGGGAUGAUUCGGCCUCAGGCGAUGGUGGUGCUGGUGAUGAUGGACUUUUAGUCUCACCAUUAUUUGCAUCUUCUAAUGAUGAUGAUGAAAUUCAAAGGAACCAAGAGUAUAAACAAACAUCUCCCCAAGAAUCAACCACCACUCCAAGUGUCUUCGUUACCGAGAGACCAUUUAAAGAUCAAACGAGCUACACGAAAAUGCCAACUUCCGAUGUUGAAAGCGGUCGAGAUACGACCAGAUAUUUUUUCCCAUUCGAAUUGAAAUAUUUGGCUCAGUUGUGCAAGAAUAGCAGUGCCUUUGGGCUGACCAAUAGUGUACCUACAACAACACCGAUUCCAAGCACCAGCACAUCUACAACGACAACUCCAAGACCAACAAGUCGACCAAUUGAAGAGUUAACAGUUGAAAGGUCACAAAUUGAUGAAUCUUUGGUUAACUAUGGAGACAGGCCGAUAGGGAGAGGACGAAAAAAUCGUUAUAACAUGAAAAAAGUUGCUUACCAAUACAAACCAUUGGGUAACUCGAUUGUGAGACAAUCAUCACCUUCACCGCCGUCGACUGCAAAUUUAUAUUCAAAUGAACGUCGAUACAAAACUGUAACAUCACAAUUUUCACCAAACAAACGGCGACCUGAGCCAAUCACGACUACAACACCAAUUCCAACAUCAAUUGAAUCAGAUACUGAACUUUCAUCUGAUCCACAAACAGAAGUACCUAAAGAAGAUGAUGUUAGAACCGUUCAACCCUACCCAUUGAAUCACGAGUAUCGAUAUGAAGCCCCGUUCCAAGACCAUGGAGGUCACGGUGAACCAAUCGGUACAAGUCAUUUUGUUGAAGAUGUUGAUCUAAAGGCAACCGAAACAACUGAACCAUUGAAAUCACAAACUGACGAAAAUGUCUACGAACCAAUUUCCUAUGAUGAAGAUAAAAAUGCCUUUGAAAAUUUCGAGCUUCCCUUACCAAGAAUAAGGUCAAAAAACACAUUAAACUCAGAUAGUAAACCUAAAGGUCAACAACAAGUCAAUCCAAAGAAAAUGACCUUUGAAUCUGAACCAAAUGAAUCGCCUUCUAAAACUUUAAAGGCUCCAUUGAUUUCGUCCGAUGAGAAACUCAAGGGGAAAAAAUAUCCACCCAGUAAAACACUAGAAAACAGCGGUGGUAUAUCAUCUUCGAUUCUCGAUGAACUGGCCGGAAUACCGGGCGGGGCAGGUAGAGAUUAUCCCGCUCUACAUAAGAUUCCGGAAGAGAUUGACUUCUCAUGUAAGGGAAGAGCAUCCGGAUUCUAUGCCGACAUGAAUCUCAGGUGUCAGGUUUACCAUCAUUGCAAUCAUGGGUCAGUUCAAUCGUUUAUCUGUCCCAAUGGAACGAUAUUCAAUCAAGAAAUAUCAGUUUGUAGUUGGUGGUUCAACGUCGAUUGUAGUAAAGCUGAACAAUUCUACGAACUGAAUAGUAAACCUCGAAUAGAACCAACUCAACCUCCGACACCACGUCCAGUUUAUCCAACGAAGGGACCAGAUGAUUCGUCGAAACGUCCGAGAAACAAUAAUAAUAAUAAUAAUAACAGCAAUAGAAUAAUUUAUAGACAAUCGCCCGCUCUGGAAGAAUCAUUUUUCCGUGAAACACCAAGAUCAUCAUAUUUAUCGACAACGAACCAUUAUUAUAAUAAUCGAAGCCGAAGGAGACAUCGAUUUAAUGAACAACGAUCAGAUGAUUUGUUUCCAUUCCUCUAGUCUCAUUUGAAGAGUUUUUCUUUCAUCGUUUUCUGUGUUAAUCCAAUUCAAUUAAUCUGAUUAAUCCACCAAUUUAUUAUUCCAUAAAACGACACCAAAUAGAAGCCUAUCUAUCUCUUCAUCAUCAGGGUGUCAUUUUCAUCUCCAUCUUCAUCUUCAUCUUCAUCUUUUUCAUCAUCUUUCAUAAACUUUCAUUUUUUUAUACUAAAAGUUUUUACCUCUUUGCCACUGUUUUAACCUCUACCCAAAUAUCAUUUGAAUUGAUCUCAUCUUGAUCAUUUUGAUUUUUCAAUUUUUGAUUGGGUUUUAUGGUUUGAUUGUUGUUUCUGAUCAUUGUAAGUCCAAUGUUAUCAUUGGAAAUUAAGUUAAUAACAAUUAAACUUUCAAACGAUAAUUAACUUUGAAUAAACACCAGAAUGAUGAUCAUUGGGAGAACAAAAAGUUGAUUUUUUUUUCUUUUCAUUUAAAAUCUUCCUUCCUUUUCUAUUCACUCUUUUUUACAGUAAGAAAUUGA